Messenger RNA from Purpureocillium lilacinum, 234 nucleotides. RefSeq lists its product as uncharacterized. The record is from RefSeq and is a predicted model, not a curated record. NCBI's taxonomy places the organism in Eukaryota, Fungi, Ascomycota, Sordariomycetes, Hypocreales, Ophiocordycipitaceae.
AUGCCUGGCUCUCCUGCUUCCUCUGGCGCCGCGCCCUCGAGCGCUCCGACCACGGCCCAGCCUGCUGCGCCCGCUACCUUUGGCGACAACAAGGGCAUCAAGUUCCACAUCAAGACGGGCAACAGCCGCUGGGCUUGCACCCUGCAAGACCGCUCCGCCUAUGAGCGUAUGAAGGCUGCCCGUACCAACUCCAUGGACUCGGCCGACUCCAGCGCCUCGAGCACCACGUCUUAG